CCGAUCAACCUAUAUAAGGAAACCCCGAAGCUCCCGUACGAGGCUGAGCAAGCGGCGGCGCAGCACAGCAGGAGGACAGGAGGGGAGCCGGCGCCGCCGUCGCUGCCACCAUGGGUAUCUCUCGUGAUUCCAUGCACAAGCGCCGCGCCACCGGCGGCAAGCAGAAGGCGUGGAGGAAGAAGCGAAAGUAUGAGCUUGGCCGUCAGCCUGCUAACACCAAACUCUCCAGCAACAAGACAGUAAGGAGGGUGCGUGUCCGUGGAGGUAAUGUGAAAUGGAGGGCCCUUCGCCUUGAUACUGGCAACUACUCAUGGGGAAGUGAGGUUGUGACCCGCAAGACCCGUAUCCUUGAUGUGGUCUACAACGCAUCCAACAAUGAGCUUGUGAGGACUCAGACCCUUGUGAAGAGUGCCAUCGUGCAAGUUGAUGCUGCCCCCUUCAAGCAGUGGUACCUCACGCACUAUGGAGUGGACAUCGGUAGGAAGAAGAAAACCCCUUCUGCCAAGAAGGAGGGUGCUGAGGGUCAGGAGGGUGAAGCGGCCACUGAGGAGACCAAGAAAAGCAACCAUGUCCAAAGGAAACUUGAGAAGCGUCAACAGGGACGCACGCUUGACCCCCAUAUUGAAGAACAAUUUGGAAGUGGAAGGCUGUUGGCUUGCAUUGCUUCCCGCCCUGGGCAGUGUGGACGUGCUGAUGGCUACAUCCUUGAGGGGAAAGAGCUGGAGUUCUACAUGAAGAAGCUGCAGAGGAAGAAGGGCAAGGGCGCCGCAGCUUAGAGUGCUAGUCUUCUGAAUCUGUUGGUUCUGAACCAGAAGGAUUGCCCUUCCUUGUUACUUGGAUACUGUUAGUUUUUUUUUGUCUGAGAUUCUAUAUUAUGUUUUCAGACUAAUGAUCGUCUCUUUUUGUCCCGGAAAUGAAGUCUAGCUCAACUACUUGAGAAUGUUCCAGUUUCCUGGAUGAUAGAUUAAUGUGUACUUCUGCCGAUUAGUUCAUAAUUUUGACAGCUAUUUCCCAUGA
Phragmites australis (common reed) is the source of this 1017-nucleotide messenger RNA. Its product is annotated as small ribosomal subunit protein eS8-like. The record is from RefSeq and is a predicted model, not a curated record. Lineage: Eukaryota; Viridiplantae; Streptophyta; Magnoliopsida; Poales; Poaceae. The coding region runs from base 111 to 776 and encodes 221 amino acids. Gene Ontology annotation, cellular component: ribosome; cytosolic small ribosomal subunit. Gene Ontology annotation, molecular function: structural constituent of ribosome. The transcript is spliced from 5 exons. Gene Ontology annotation, biological process: maturation of SSU-rRNA from tricistronic rRNA transcript (SSU-rRNA, 5.8S rRNA, LSU-rRNA); translation.